AUGGCAGUAGCAGUCAAGGAAGUUUCGGAGGUAGCAGUCAGGGUGCAACUGGAAGAGGCGGGUAUGGCCAAGGAAGUACUGGAGGCUACGGCCAAGGAAGUAAUGGAGGCUACGGCCAAGGAAGUAAUGGAGGCUACGGCCAAGGAAGUAAUGGAGGCUACGGCCAAGGAAGUAGUGGAGGCUACGGCCAAGGAAGUAGUGGAGGCUACGGCCAAGGAAGUAGUGGAGGCUACGGCCAAGGAAGUAGUGGAGGCUACGGCCGAGGAAGUAGUGGAGGCUACGGCCAAGGAAGUGGAAGCCGUGGAAGCGAAGGUGAUUAUCAGAACCACGGAUAUUAGAUUUAGUUAUAAACAAACUAUACCUACUCUUCGGUUUAGUUAUUACUCCGCUUUCACGGAUCGUAGUUAUAUCUAUGCUAACACCAAAAUAGUUGAUCAAAUCGCAUCUGUGGGUACCUGA
Messenger RNA from Arctia plantaginis, 459 nucleotides. Lineage: Eukaryota; Metazoa; Arthropoda; Insecta; Lepidoptera; Erebidae. The record is from the annotation of a GenBank genome assembly.